CUCGAUUAGAUUUCCUUUUCUGGAUAACACCCCCCCUCCCCCAGUCGCCUCACUUUCUUUAUAUCUCCCAUCGCUGGCCUCCUUCGUAUACCCCGGGAUCAGAUCGUCUCUCUUUCUGCACGCUUAUCCUUCUCCUCCUCCUUCUCCUCAUCCUCCAUCUUGUUUUGUAAGUAGCAGCAGCUGUCGAUCCCGACCGCGUGGGACGUUUGUUUAAAAAGCCUGUCGCUGACCGACCAUCCUAGUUUCUUUUGUGUCCCCGUAUUCCAUAUCAGAUAAUCAUGUCUUUUACAACGUCGUCUUCCUCAGUCACCCUUCCAGUCGGCGAGGACGUCCAGCAGGACGGGACGUGUACGCCAGAACCCCAGAAUGGCUGCUCCGAACUCAGCUUGACAGCCCCCGCGAGAGCCUAUCUCUCGAGCCGCAACUCAUCCUCCAACACUCUCGUGGUAACAGAUACUACCUACACGAGGCACCGGGCCUCACCGUCCUCGUCUAGCUCAACCGACGUUGACCUUGACGACGACGACGACGAAGAAGAAGACAACGAGCUCGCCGUCCCGUCGAAAAGGGGCACGCGCGCCUACCGCUAUCUCCGCUGGAACUUCGGCUCCGUCUACAGACGCGUCUUCACCCUCGCUUUCCUCGGCAACAUCGCCGCCCUCGCCCUGGUAGUCGUCCGGUCCCUCAUCGGCGGGCCGUCCUCGUCGUCGUCCCGCCUGACGCCCGGGACCUGCGCGACGGCCGUCUCGUCCAACAUCCUCGCCGCGCUCUUCAUCCGCAACGAGCACACCGUCAACGCUCUAUUCCGCGCCCUCGCCCUCCUCCCGGCCUCCCGGACGCCGCUCGCCGUCCGCCGCGCCUUCGCCAAGAUCUACUCGUACGGUGGCAUCCACAGCGGCUGCGGCGUGGCCUCGCUCUUCUGGUUCGUGACCUUCCUCGUCGUGCUCACGCGCGACACGCCGGCGAACCCGGGCGCGAUCCGCGCCUACAUCCUGCUCGACAGCUAUCUCAUCUGCGCGCUCCUCGCCGCCAUCAUCGGCUUCGCGCACCCGAGGGCGCGCGUGCUGCUGCACAACUGGUUUGAGGGCACCCACCGCUUCCUCGGGUGGUCCGUCAUCCUCCUCUUCUGGGCGCUCGUCAUGAUGCUCGCCGAGGACGGGAGGAGGAGUAGCAGCAGUAGCAGUAGCAGUAGCAGCAGCGGCGGCGGCGACAGCGCAGCCGAGGUCCCGUACGCCGCGCAGCUCGUGGCGACGCCGUCGUUCUGGAUGCUCAUCGCCACCACGCUCCUCGUCGCCUACCCCUGGACGCGACUGCGGCUGCGCGACGUCGAGGCUGAAGCCAUGUCGGACCACGUGGUCAAGCUCAACUUUAACUACGCCGACGUGCACUACGGCCAGGCCGUCCGGCUCACGGACGCGCCGCUGCGCGAGACGCACGCCUUUGCCGUGAUCCCCAACCCGGCGGCGCCGUCUUCUUCGACAGCCGCCAACAACGACGACGACGUCGAGAAGGCGUUGAGCAGGGAAGGAGGAGGAGGAGGAGGAGGAGGAGGAGCGCUCUCCAACGCCGGCAAGAAGGGCUUCUCGGUGCUCGUGUCCAACGCGGGCGACUGGACGGCCAAGAUCAUCAAGGACCCGCCCAAGAAGAUCUGGACGCGCGGGGUGCCGCAGUACGGGGUGCUCCGGGUGGCGGGCCUCUUCGAGCCGUGCAUCGUCAUGGCGACGGGCUCGGGGAUCGGGCCGUGCCUCAGCCUCUUCGUGCAGCGGCCGGAGCACCCGGUGCGGAUCGUGUGGUCGGCACAGCGGCCGGCGGAGACGUACGGGCAGGCGGUUAUCGACGCACUGUACCGGGCGGACCCGGGGGCCGUCAUCAUCGACACGCAGAAGACGGGGCGACCGGACCUCGUGGCGGUGGCGUACCGCAUCUGGGAUGGCAGCCGACGGCGGGCCUUGGGGCUCGCGCAAGACGACGAGACGAAGGCGAAGACGACGACGACGAUGACGACAAAUACUAUGCAGACGACGAUGACGACGACGACGACGACGACGACCAGGAGCGGGAGAAGGACGGGGCCUUGCGAGGCGGUCGUCAUCAUCUCCAACCAAAAAGUGACGAGGAAGGUCGUCUACGGGCUGGAGAGCCGGGGCAUCCCGGCUUACGGGGCCAUCUUCGACUCGUGAGUGUGAGGUUUAACACGGGGCGGCAAGCAAGCUGUUGAUUUUUUUUUCUUUUUUUCUUUUUUCAUAUUUCUCUUGUCGUGUUGUCUGUCAUGUCUGCGUAUGUGAGAGUUGGGGAGUCGUUGCUUUUUUUGCUUCUUGUAGCUCACCGUCGUAUCAAACGCUGGUGGAACUGGGGCAACGGGGUGAACCGGGGGGUGGUGGUGGUGGUGGUGGUGGUGGAGGAGGAGGAGGAGGAGAGGUAGGGAAGUUGUCUUGGUUGCGUCCAUUUGUGUACAAUUGCAUAGCGGGCAUUUGCGGGAUUGCGGCAUAGCAGGCAGGCGUUUGGCGGGUAUCUUGAUGGGUUAGUUGGAUUUGGGUUAGCCUCUCUCACCCUCACGCACACACACACACUCUCUCUCUCUCUUGGUUGUGGAUUUGUGGAUUUGUGGAUUUUCUCAUCUUGGCUUCUUUUCUUUUUUUUGCUUCAUGUUGGCGCUCCC
Molecule: messenger RNA, 2659 nt
Organism: Colletotrichum destructivum
Lineage: Eukaryota; Fungi; Ascomycota; Sordariomycetes; Glomerellales; Glomerellaceae
Product: Putative ferredoxin-NADP reductase (FNR), nucleotide-binding domain-containing protein
Exons: 1
Coding region: 279-2180 (633 amino acids)
Source: RefSeq, a predicted model, not a curated record